Messenger RNA from Vidua macroura (Pin-tailed whydah), 2562 nucleotides. It is a transcript of the gene ACKR3, whose product is annotated as atypical chemokine receptor 3. Lineage: Eukaryota; Metazoa; Chordata; Aves; Passeriformes; Viduidae. Bases 1002 to 2096 code for a protein of 364 amino acids. The transcript is spliced from 6 exons. The record is from RefSeq and is a predicted model, not a curated record. Gene Ontology annotation, cellular component: membrane. Gene Ontology annotation, biological process: angiogenesis; G protein-coupled receptor signaling pathway; chemotaxis. Gene Ontology annotation, molecular function: coreceptor activity; chemokine binding; G protein-coupled receptor activity.
ACCUUUCCCUUUAUUUUCCUUCCCCCCUUCAUGUAUUUUUCAUUCUCUCCCCUUUCCUAUAUUUCCCUUUUCCCCCUUUGCUCCCCUUUCCUAUAUGUUCCUACCCCUUCCCUGUACUUUCCCCCCAUUUUCUUCCCCUUUCCUGUAUUUUUCUCUUUCCUCCUUAUUUUUUUACUUUCUCCCCUCCCUAUUAUUUCCUUCCCCCACCAAGGGCUUGUCCCUGUGGCAUUCACAUUUUUCCUCUUUUUUUUCUUUCUUUCUUUCUUCUCCUUAUUUCUUUCCCCAGGCACCAAUUGAGGCAACUUUCUAGUGGUCUUCCAUUCCCUUAACACUUAAAAAACCAGUUUAGAGGACAGGAUUACAGCACAGAUUUUGAGGGGAAAAUGCACUCAAACACAGAACCAGUGAGAAGGAAAAAACCAAGAAGUUUGGGACAAUGGGUGUUUUGCCAGUGAUCGUAUUUAUUUUGCCACAAAUUUCUUUAUGCCUACAUUCCUUUUCUUUGUUUUUCUCUUUUUUUUUUUUUCCAAUUGAAGCUCCAGCUCACAUAAUUAGAGCCUGAUCCUCAUCCACGUGCAGGUCAGGAUGGUCUCAAAACCAAGUUACCCCAGCAUGGCUACUUCCAGACUUUUCUGCUGCGGUGGAGCUGAAGAAGCUCACGGAUGAGACAGAGCCUUUUCCAGAGAAAAUGCAGGAGACAUUUUGGCCAAGUAAGAAGCCUUAAGCUCUUCAGAGGAAGAUGCUAAGGGAAGUGGUGAAGUGACAGCUCCUGUCUCCUCUCCUUAAUCCUGUCAGCCUUGGGAUUUCAGCACGGGCUGCUGAGAUGGGAGCAUCACCUUGAUUUGGAGCUCCAGUCCAGCUGUGCAAUAAAACAUUUGUGAAUAUCCAGGAACGAGGGUCCUUACAGAUGGCAUUGACAUGUAUCAGGCUCACAUGAAAACCCCCACAUCACCUGCAGGAAGGAGAAAAAGAAGGUCAUCUGAGUUCCAGUCUGAGCGACCAUGAGCGCGCUUGACUUGACUUCCAUCCUGGAUUUCCUGGAGACGGCCAACUUGACGGAGAUCAACUGGACGUGCAACAACGGCGAGUGCAUCACGGUGGAUGCGACAACAUGCCCCGGCACGCUCAACAAGAGCGCCCUGCUCUACACCCUGUCCUUCUUCUACAUCUUCAUCUUCGUCAUAGGCCUGGUGGCCAACUCGGUGGUGGUGUGGGUCAACCUCCAGGCCAAAAUGACCGGCUAUGAAACCCACCUGUACAUCUUCAACCUGGCCAUCGCCGACCUGUGCGUCGUGAUCACCCUGCCUGUGUGGGUCGUCUCGCUCGUCCAGCACAACCAGUGGCACAUGGGGGAAAUCACAUGCAAGAUAACUCACCUGAUAUUUUCCAUCAACUUGUACAGCAGCAUCUUCUUCCUGGCGUGCAUGAGCGUGGACCGCUACCUCUCGGUCGCCUAUUUCACCAACUCCAGCAGCCGCAAGAAGAAGAUCAUCCGCCGCUGCAUCUGCAUCCUGGUGUGGCUCCUGGCCUUCUCCGCGUCCCUCCCGGACACCUAUUACCUCAAGACGGUCUCCUCCAACAACGAGACCUACUGCAGGCCCGUUUACCCCGAAGAGAGCUUCAAGGAGUGGUUGAUUGGCAUGGAGCUCAUCUCCGUGGUGCUGGGCUUCCUCAUCCCCUUUCCCAUCAUCGCCGUGUUUUAUUUCCUCCUGGCCAAGAGCAUCUCCACCUCCAGCGACCAGGAGCGGAAGAGCAACGGGAAGAUCAUCUUCUCCUAUGUCGUGGUGUUCCUGGUGUGCUGGCUGCCCUACCAUGUGGCUGUCCUGCUGGACAUCUUCUACAGCCUUCAUUUCAUCCCCUUCAGCUGCCAGAUGGAGAACUUCCUCUACGCCACCCUCCACAUCACUCAGUGUUUCUCCCUAGUCCACUGCUGCGUCAACCCCAUCCUGUACAGCUUCAUCAACCGCAACUACAGAUACGAGCUCAUGAAAGCCUUUAUUUUCAAGUACUCUGCCAAAACUGGCCUCACUAAACUCAUUGACGCCUCCAGAGUGUCAGAAGCAGAAUACUCAGCUCUGGAGCAAAAUGCCAAAUGACUGCAACCCCAGAAAGAAACUUCCUUGACUGUCUGACCUGAUGUGUUUUUUUGUGUGUGUUACGGUUUGUUGGUUUUUUUUUUUUUUGACCCCUUCCUUUCAAUGUGCGUGUUACGAACGCGGCGUGAAUUCCAGCCUACAAAAGAGAGAGGACAAAGUGUAAUUUAAGAGUAGGAUCAGUUGCAAAGUGGAAGUGGUACCAAAAUGAAAACCUUUUCUCCUCCUAGCCCAGUGUGGACUCCUCAACAACGCUAUGCAAAUGGAAACGACUUCCUAGCAGACAAAGCCAUUGUGUACCAUAGAUAACACGGAUAAGCUUCUCCUUCCACGUCUUGAUUCCCUCUUGUCUCCUUGUAUAUGUUUAUAUAUAUAGUGUGUUGUAUUUAAAAGCUCGAGACUUUAUUUUCUGCCUCUUGGUGUACCUUAUACAAGUGUAUUUGAAAGUUAAAUAUAUUUUUAUCAUGUA